This is a messenger RNA of Cimex lectularius (bed bug), 680 nucleotides long. RefSeq lists its product as uncharacterized. The transcript has 3 exons. The coding region runs from base 15 to 542 and encodes 175 amino acids. The record is from RefSeq and is a predicted model, not a curated record. NCBI's taxonomy places the organism in Eukaryota, Metazoa, Arthropoda, Insecta, Hemiptera, Cimicidae.
CCAAGUUAAGAGUCAUGCGGCUCGCCCAGCUAUUGAUGAUCGCGGCCAUCAUCGCGCCGGCCAUCGCCCAGGAUGGAGGAUUUGAACUGCCGGUCCAGCUCAUCGGAUUCCCAGUCAUCAUCAUCGCCGUGAGGAUGGCCAACUUCAUCAAAAAACUCACGUACGCCCUUAACCCGAGAACGUACAGGUCUAGGUCGAGGAGGGGUGCUGGCUCUCAGCUCGACCCGGCAGAAGUCGAGAAGCGUAUAGUCGCCGAAAUGGGUCAAGGUUUCUGCAUAUUCGAAAGUGUCUGCACGGAUUACGCGACCAGGUCGCCCUCAUCGCCGCAGAUGGACUGGGAAGACGUCUUCAGGAAAUUUAAAACAGCACCGUACGGCAGAGGCGAAUAUUAUCUGCUCAGCGUAUUCCUCGGUGACAUCGUCGGAUCGCCAAUGCUCUGCCGUCAAUUGGCCAAAAGAGGAAGAAGUUGCAACGCGCAACUUUACCUGCCAAGCAGCGACUACGUACAUCAGGACGUUCCCCUGUCACUGCCAGCGAGCUAAUUACAAAUUUCCACAUGAAGCCUCAAUCGAAAAGAGACUAAUAUCCAAAGCUUGCGGUUAAAGAUGGCCGUGUUUUUACAUAGAAUAACUUUGUAAAACCAAAAAUAUCACGGUCUAUCUAGUCUAUUAUAAAUAUGU